CACGUAACUUGCAUUUUGUUGUUAUGUUUCCAUACAAACACAAGAUAACAAAGUUAUAAGGAGAAAAAUAAAAUUUAUUGGACAACUAGGAUCAGUUUCAAUUCAGUUUAACUUGAUAAUGUUGCAGUGUUAACGUGUUAGUGGUGUUUUCUACUACGUUCUCCAUGAAUUCGUAUUUCUUGGGGAUAUAUACCUAACCUCAAAACGUUUUGUAAAUAAACCGAAAAAGUAGGUCGAUCCCGCGAUCAAAGAACCAUGACCGCGGAAGGUGUUAUGGUGUCCUACAAUUACUCAGAAGACGAGGAACACGCAAAUAUCCUGACGGUAUCAGCAUCAGGCCUCCUAUUUUCAAAUCGAUGGGUCCUCACUCACGGAUCCAUCCUGUCACCAUUAAAACAAGCCCAAGCGAUACAGAAUUUAAAAGGAAAACCUAUUCUCAACGACGACUUUUACGACAAUUUGCCAGAAAUCCACGUGACUUGUGAGAAGAAGUCGUCGAAUGUGCCAAAUGUGUACGAAGGCGUGGAAAAGAUGAGUCGGGAGAGAAACAUGGACGGUGAUGCUGACUUUGAGCAUAGCAGCUAUCAGAUUAGAGUGCUGACUGGCAGAAUCUGCCAUAUUUGGCAGUGCCCGAUCCUGGACCGCUGCGUGGACGACAUUCUUUACAGCUGGACCAUAGGCCAUCGAGAUGGUGACGUGGACAAACAGUCUCAGCUGGGCAAGACCUUGUUGUCUGUGUUCGUAUUGGUCGACUUGGAUGAUGACAGAGGCGUGAAAUCUGUGAGGCCAUUAUCAGAACUGUUCGACAUGGUGAGGCCUGCUCCCCAAAGGGGAUCUACCAUAGAGGUUCACUCCACGCCGUUCGGUUGCGAAGUGUUUUUGAACGCUGUGACUCGAGGCACGAUAUGCGGCGUGGUGGGUAAGAAGCCCUCCCUACUGCUGACUGAUACUUCCACAGCCCUCGGCUCCGAAGGGGGGCCAGUCUUCACCGAGGGGCCUACCAAGGAAUUAGUGGGUGUGGUUGUAUGCAGCGUGGCGUGGUGGCGCGGCGAGUGGGUGGGGUUGACGCUGGUGGCGCCCCUACUGUCGGUGCUGGGCGCCAAGUUACACGUGAUGCCACCAGCGCCCGCCAAGCCGGUGGGGAGUCAUCCAUAUAGUGGUGUUUUAGAACGCAUCGACAGCACCGCGGUGUUAGUUCGCUGCGGCGCCGCGUGGGGCGCUGGCGUGCACUUGGGUGCAGGGUACGUCAUCACAUGCGCACACGUCGUCACCAAUUACACAAUCUACAAAGUAUCGGUGUACUGUAAAGGUGUAAAGGAGACAGCAAUAGUCCGUUACAAGACCACAGACGAUAAGGCUUACGACCUGGCCUUACUAUACAUGAAUCCACAAUAUUGGACGCAUCUGCAGGCAGCUGUGUUGGCGAGCGAGCCUGCUGAGAAAGGAGAACCAGUGCUGGCGGCUGGCUACCCGUACUUCAGCGAGAGGGACCUGGAGCCGCUGCGACCCACGGUCACCAGCGGGCACGUCAACAGCACGUCACCGUCGCUCCUGCACACUUCGUGCUGCGUGCAGUCCGGGUUUAGUGGCGGUCCAAUCUUCCGAGUGACCAAAGACAACGCUGUAGAAGUCUUAGGAAUUAUAGUAUCCAGUGCCAAAACACACAACGGCGCGUGUUACCCUAACAUCAACAUGGCGGUGCCCGUCAGGGCUUUUGCGCAAUUGCUCAAUAACUUCCUACAGGAUAAAGAUGUCAGCAAACUUUCGACGAUAGAGAACAACAGAGAAAUGAUACAAUCGCAAUGGAGACUGAUGCCAUAUCGGUCAAAAAUAUAGUCUAGACUUGACAAAAUACCUUAGUAUGAGGCAAUUUGGACAUUGUUAAGAAGUGAAAUAUAAAAUGUUAUUACUUCUGUGAUGUUAAUUUAGGUUUUAAGGUGACAAUUUUUUAAUAUUUUUGUAAAUAAUAUAAUUUUUAUUUAGCUAAUAUUUAUUAAAUUUAAGUGGCUUUAUAAUUCAUGUACGAGUAUGUACUGAACAAUUUUAAUAAAACAUUGCAAUAUUUAUUGUAGUAGCUUUUAAUUAUUAUUAGCGGCCCCUCCGAGUCUAGCACGAUAUCCCUUGAAAA
Molecule: messenger RNA, 2128 nt
Organism: Amyelois transitella
Lineage: Eukaryota; Metazoa; Arthropoda; Insecta; Lepidoptera; Pyralidae
Product: peroxisomal leader peptide-processing protease
Exons: 11
Coding region: 256-1836 (526 amino acids)
Biological process (GO): regulation of fatty acid beta-oxidation; protein processing
Cellular component (GO): peroxisome
Molecular function (GO): serine-type endopeptidase activity
Source: RefSeq, a predicted model, not a curated record